Trichoderma breve is the source of this 3966-nucleotide messenger RNA. Its product is annotated as histidine kinase-, DNA gyrase b-, and HSP90-like ATPase domain-containing protein. Gene Ontology annotation, molecular function: phosphorelay sensor kinase activity. The record is from RefSeq and is a predicted model, not a curated record. Gene Ontology annotation, cellular component: membrane. The transcript has 7 exons. Lineage: Eukaryota; Fungi; Ascomycota; Sordariomycetes; Hypocreales; Hypocreaceae. Bases 1 to 3966 code for a protein of 1321 amino acids. Gene Ontology annotation, biological process: phosphorelay signal transduction system; phosphorylation; cellular hyperosmotic response.
AUGAUCGAAGAUACGGCGGCACUCGCUGCGGCCGCAGAGCUCAUCGCCUCGCUCGCCUGCGACCCUACCUCUACUUCCACGCCGAUAUCAGUAGGGCCCGGCUCUAGCAUCAAGCUACCAGGCCGUGAGAACCCUGCAAAACGGACCCUGGAGAUUGAGCUGGAGAAGCUCGCCCUUCGCAUUUCUCAGUUAGAGAGCAGAGCGUCUGUCUCGGCCACGGCCGUCUUCCCGGAGACGCCCAACGAAGUCAACGACACACUAUUCAACGAUGAGGUUGAAAACGGCGCCUCCCCUGUGGCCUCCCAGCCAAGGUUGUCCCAGGCUCAACAGUCCCAGGCUCAACAAGGUAGCUUGGACAGUCCGAUUUUUGUAUCCCGCCAGCUGACCAAGGAAGCGCUGCAAGGACUGCGCGAUCAUGUUGACGACCAGUCCAAGCUCCUAGACAGUCAACGCCAGGAACUUGCUGGCGUCAACGCGCAGUUAUUAGAACAGAAACAGCUCCAGGAGCGUGCCCUCCAGAUGAUCGAGCUGGAGCGGGUAGCCACGCUCGAACGAGAGCUGUGGAAGCAUCAGAAAGCCAACGAGGCCUUCCAAAAGGCCCUCCGAGAGAUUGGUGAGAUUGUCACUGCCGUAGCCCGCGGUGACCUGACCAUGAAGGUCCGCAUGAACUCCGUCGAAAUGGACCCCGAAAUCACAACCUUCAAGCGCACCAUCAAUGCCAUGAUGGACCAGCUGCAGACCUUUGCCAGUGAAGUGUCUCGUGUCGCUCGCGAGGUCGGAACUGAGGGUCUACUUGGCGGCCAAGCCCGUAUUGGUGGUGUUGACGGUGUAUGGAAAGAGUUGACUGACAAUGUCAACGUAAUGGCACAGAAUCUCACGGAUCAAGUGCGAGAAAUUGCCUCCGUCACAACAGCCGUCGCUCACGGCGACUUGACAAAGAAGAUUGAACGACCAGCAAGAGGAGAAAUCUUGCAGUUGCAGCAGACUAUCAACACCAUGGUGGAUCAACUUCGAACAUUUGCAUCUGAAGUCACGCGCGUAGCAAGAGAUGUCGGAACCGAGGGUAUCUUAGGUGGCCAGGCUGAUGUUGGCGGAGUCAAGGGCAUGUGGAAUGAUCUGACUGUAAACGUCAAUGCCAUGGCAAACAACUUGACGACUCAGAAAGUCCAAGCCGAAUGCAGAGGAGAAAUGUUCAAGCUCAAGUCCACCAUCAACUCCAUGGUUGAUCAGCUGCAGCAAUUCGCUCGCGAAGUUACAAAGAUUGCCAGAGAAGUCGGAACUGAAGGUCGUCUUGGUGGUCAAGCCACUGUUCAUGACGUUGAGGGCACAUGGAGAGAUCUUACUGAAAACGUCAACGGCAUGGCCAUGAAUUUGACGACACAAGUGCGAGAGAUUGCCAAGGUUACCACGGCUGUCGCCAGGGGUGAUCUUACCAAGAAGAUUGGGGUCGAAGUCAAGGGAGAGAUUUUGGAACUCAAGAACACUAUCAACCAGAUGGUGGACCGCCUGGGCACAUUCGCCGUCGAAGUGAGCAAAGUGGCCCGAGAAGUCGGUACAGAUGGUACGCUUGGUGGCCAGGCCCAGGUGGCCAAUGUUGAGGGCAAGUGGAAGGAUCUAACUGAAAAUGUCAACACAAUGGCGUCGAAUCUCACUGUCCAGGUGCGAAGUAUCUCUGCUGUCACACAGGCCAUUGCCAACGGAGACAUGAGUCAAACAAUUGAUGUGGAGGCAAAUGGUGAGAUACAAGUGCUGAAAGAGACCAUCAACAACAUGGUUUCCCGUUUGUCUAGCUUCUGUUACGAAGUGCAACGAGUUGCCAAGGAUGUCGGUGUCGAUGGCAAGAUGGGAGCUCAAGCAGAUGUAGCUGGGCUGAACGGACGAUGGAAAGAAAUCACUACUGAUGUCAACACUAUGGCCAGCAACUUGACCACUCAAGUGCGUGCCUUCUCUGAUAUCACAAACUUGGCUACGGACGGCGACUUCACCAAGCUCGUCGACGUGGAGGCCUCGGGAGAAAUGGACGAGCUCAAGAAGAAGAUUAACCAGAUGAUAUCAAAUCUGAGAGACAGUAUCCAGAGGAACACACAGGCCAGAGAGGCUGCCGAGUUAGCCAACAAGACCAAGUCCGAAUUCCUCGCAAACAUGUCCCACGAGAUUCGAACUCCGAUGAAUGGUAUUAUUGGAAUGACGCAGCUCACUCUGGAUACCGACUUGACCCAGUACCAGCGAGAAAUGCUAAACAUUGUCAAUGAUCUUGCCAACAGCCUGUUGACCAUCAUUGACGACAUCCUGGAUUUGUCCAAGAUUGAAGCUAGGAGAAUGGUUAUUGAAGAGAUCCCGUAUACGCUGCGAGGCACAGUCUUUAAUGCGCUAAAGACUCUCGCAGUCAAGGCGAACGAGAAGUUCCUUGAUCUUACCUAUAAGGUAGACAGCUCCGUGCCUGACUACGUCAUCGGAGAUUCGUUCCGUCUGAGACAGAUUAUCCUGAACCUCGUGGGCAAUGCCAUCAAGUUUACCGAGCACGGCGAGGUCAGCUUAACCAUUCAAGAACAAGAAGAUAAGAGGCAUGUCGGUCCUGGCGAAUACGCCAUUGAAUUCAUUGUGGAGGACACUGGAAUUGGCAUUGCUAAGGACAAGCUCAACCUCAUCUUCGACACUUUCCAGCAGGCCGAUGGUUCAAUGACACGCAAGUUUGGUGGAACGGGUCUCGGCCUGUCCAUUUCGAAGCGAUUCGUCAACCUCAUGGGCGGAGACCUCUGGGUUAACAGCGAGGUCGGCAAGGGAAGCGAAUUCCACUUUACUUGCCGCGUGAAGCUCGCCGAUGUGCACGCAGAAAGUGUUCAGCAGCAACUGAAGCCUUACCGCGGCCACCAGGUUCUCUUUGUCGACAAGUCGCAGUCAAACGCGGCCACACACAUUGGAGAAAUGUUGGAAGAGAUCGGGCUACACCCCGUUGUCGUUAAUUCCGAAAAGAGCUCGGCUCUUACUCGCCUUAAGGAGGGCGGCGCUUUGCCAUAUGACGCCAUCAUCGUUGACUCAAUUGAUACUGCUAGGAGAUUGAGAGCGGUAGAUGACUUUAAGUACCUCCCUAUUGUCCUGCUCGCUCCCGUGGUUCACGUGAGCUUGAAGUCCUGCCUGGACCUCGGUAUCACAUCUUACAUGACAAUGCCAUGCAAGCUGAUUGACCUGAGCAACGGCAUGAUCCCCGCCCUGGAGAACAGAGCCACGCCAUCUCUCGCGGAUGUUACCAAGUCCUUUGAGAUCCUCCUUGCUGAGGAUAACACGGUCAACCAGAAACUGGCCGUGAAGAUUCUUGAGAAAUACCACCACGUUGUCACUGUUGUGGGCAACGGCUGGGAGGCUGUCGAGGCCGUGAAGCAGAAGAAGUUUGAUGUGAUUCUCAUGGAUGUUCAGAUGCCCAUCAUGGGAGGAUUUGAGGCCACCGGCAAGAUCCGUGAAUACGAGCGUGGCAUGGGAACACACAGAACUCCCAUCAUUGCUCUUACAGCCCACGCUAUGAUGGGUGAUCGCGAAAAGUGUAUCCAAGCCCAGAUGGACGAGUACCUGUCCAAGCCCUUGCAGCAGAACCAGCUCAUCCAAACCAUUCUCAAGUGCGCCACUCUCGGAGGUGCGCUGCUAGAGAAGAACCGCGAGCGAGAACUGGCGCUGCAAGCGGAAGCCAAGGCGUCUGGACGCUUGGAGGGCGAAAGGGGCAUGUUGCGCCCAAGCCUUGAGGGCAGAUCGUUUACCACCAGGGAGCCCAUGACCAAGAACAGGCCAUCGCUCACCAAGGCGACUAGCAAAGCACUGGAAGAAGCGCGAAACGCAGCAGCAGCAAAUGCUGGCCUAAGAUUCAACGAUGAGUAUGGUGCCGAUUUGAUAGAGGAGCUGGAUGACCUAGAAGAAGAGGAUUCGUUUUCAAAAGCACGCGAAGAACUUGCUGAUAGACGAAGCCUCUCAAGUUAA